AUGAAAAACUACUACACGGUGAAGCUGGUGCUCAAGGACGGCGAAUAUUUCGUGGAGAGCCAUUCGCCGUCAAUCCUCAACAUCAUCCAGCAGCGUGUCCUGGGCCAGGUGGAGAUGAGCAAUUUCAGCACCACCGACGAAGAAACGGGCGCUCAAGUACUGGUCUACGCGCUGCCGAUCUCGACCGUGCAGGAAGUGGCCGAGAUCAAGAAGCUGCUCCUGGCCCACAACCACCCCUUCAUCGAGGAGUUUGAUUUUCUGACCAACCGGUGGAGCGAAAAGGCGUGCGCCAAUCUGGCGAUCAACCUCAAGGAGGGCACGGGGGUGCGCCCGUACCAGAAGCGUGCCGCAUUCUCUCUCUUCUGGGACAACAAGGCGCACUCGUCGAUUCUAGUGUUGCCGUGCGGUGCGGGCAAGACGUUGGUGGGCAUCACGGUGUCGAGCAUCAUCAAGAAGUGCAUUCUUGUGUUCUGCACGUCGAUGAUGGCCGUCAAUCAGUGGCGCGAGCAGUUCCUCAAGUGGUCGGACAUCGAACCCAGCCGCAUCUCUCGGUUCAUUUCGGACACGCGGAAGAAGGGCGAAUGGGACCACACGUGCGGUCUCCUGAUCACCACCUACAACAUGUUCACCUCCGAGAAGCGAGCUGAGCACUCGACUCGCAUGAUCGAGAAGUGCAAGGAGAGGACGUGGGGCCUCAUGAUCCUGGACGAAGUGCACUUGGCGCCGGCGACGACGUUCAAGCGCGUGACGACCGAGUUCAGAGCGCACGUCAAGCUCGGUCUGACGGCCACCAUGGUUCGAGAGGAUGAGCUGAUCGCCGAGCUUCCCACGCUGGUGGGGCCGCGGCUCGACGAAGUGGAUCUGCUGUCGCUCAAGAUUCACAACCACGUGGCCAAUGUGCACUGCUAUCGUAUCGUGUGUCCGCUGACCUCUGCCUUCGGCGCUGCCUACCGGACCGCGCGAUCGCCUGCCGAAAAGCGACUGCUGCACAUCACCAACCCGAACAAGGCGCGUAUCGUGUUCACGCUGCUGAAGCGACACCUGAGGCGCGGACACAAGUGUCUCGUAUUUUGCGACGAUCUGUUCGGGCUUCAGUGGUUCAGCCAGGUCUUGGGCAGCCCCUACAUCGACGGUGAGACCAAGAACGAGGACCGAGAGAAGUCGCUCAACAUGUUCCGGACGACGAAGAGCAGCGCGUACGUGCUGAUCUCAAAGGUCGGCGAUCACUCGAUCGAUUUGCCGGAAGCCAACGUGGUGAUCCAGGUGGGCGUGGUCGACGGGUCUCGUAUGCAAGAGGCGCAGAGGUUGGGCCGAGUGCAGCGUAAGAAGCCCGGAGCCGACGUGUCGGCCUACUUCUACACCAUCGUGUCCGAGGGCACCGACGAGGUGGGCUACUCCGAUCGGCGACGUGAGUUUAUGGAGGAGCACGGCUAUCUCUACCACGAGUAUGACUACAAGCACUUCAUGCACGCCGAGACGGAGGAGUUCACGCGCGACAGCAAGCAGGACAACUUGUUGGCCGCCAUCCGACAGGAGAUGGAAAAGAAUCCCGAAGGCCGCUCCGAGUACUCUGAGCUGGACGACAAGCCGACAAAGCGCGAGACCAAGAAGAAGGGCACCACGCGCCAACGUCUCAACAAGAUCGUCAACAAGAGGACCGGCGGCAGGGAAGCGCGCGAAUGA
Acanthamoeba castellanii str. Neff is the source of this 1683-nucleotide messenger RNA. RefSeq names its product DNA repair helicase rad25 subfamily protein. The record is from RefSeq and is a predicted model, not a curated record. The transcript has 14 exons. NCBI's taxonomy places the organism in Eukaryota, Discosea, Longamoebia, Acanthamoebidae. Gene Ontology annotation, molecular function: 3'-5' DNA helicase activity; DNA binding; ATP binding. Gene Ontology annotation, biological process: nucleotide-excision repair; transcription initiation at RNA polymerase II promoter. Bases 1 to 1683 code for a protein of 560 amino acids. Gene Ontology annotation, cellular component: transcription factor TFIIH holo complex; nucleotide-excision repair factor 3 complex; transcription preinitiation complex.